This is a messenger RNA of Adineta ricciae, 1230 nucleotides long. NCBI's taxonomy places the organism in Eukaryota, Metazoa, Rotifera, Eurotatoria, Adinetida, Adinetidae. The record is from the annotation of a GenBank genome assembly.
AUGCAGACACGACAGUUUCAACAAUUAAUCGAUCUACAUUCGAUUCUUCAGAAUGAACAACAUGAUCGAAUUACGAUCCUUAUUUCAGGUAAACAGUUCGUCAUACAAAAUCAGCAAUUGAAAAACUUUCCAAAUACAUUGUUGGGUGAUGAGCUGAAACGACGUCUAUUCUACGAUGAAUCUUCCAACGUGUAUCGAUUCGAUCGUCAUCCAUCUAUAUUUGAAUCAAUACUCUAUUACUAUUUGAAUCCCGGCAUGCUCAUGCGGCCACCACAUAUCGAACCGGAACUUUUCUAUGAAGAACUUCGGUUUUGGCAAAUCGAUGAACGUCUCAGUGAAGUAUUCAUCGAAGAAGACAUGACACCUUUAGAUGAUAUUCGUUUAUUGCCAACUGAAACAUGGCGUUGUUUAAUUUGGAAAACACUUACUUACCCAAGCAGUAUUGCUUUUCCUUACGGUGAUUUGAUUACUGGCCUGUCGAUACUAUUGACUAUUCUAUCCUGUGUACCGUUUCUCAGCGAGAUCAUUCCGACCGUUACUGAGCUGGCCCAAUUCCAAGAAAUACUUGGCGUCAAUCAAAUACAUUUUCCGUUGUACAUGCGUCCAUCUUAUAUCAUCGAGAUUGUCUGCAUUUUCGCAUUUACCAUUGAACUCGCCCUACGAAUCAUUUCUGCACCGAUAUUUUCACUCAUUCUCUACGAUGUUUCAAACUUUCUUGAUCUCAUAAUAAUCUUGUCGAGUGCAGUAUGUUUGAUUAGUUAUCAUUUACAUAAUAUUGGCUAUAUCAACAAUUUCCUUUCGUUCUACUAUUGGUUACUAAUUUUGAAAUCAUUUCGCAUCUACCGAUUAACUCGACAUAUGUCGCAUCUACGUUUACUAUACAAAGCCAUUGCUAUGAGUUUAAAUGAACUCUCCUCGUUGAUUAUAUCUGUGACAUUCUGUAUGUUAUUGUUCGGAACGAUGAUUUAUAUCAUUGAUAAUUCCAAUCCGGAAUCGAAUACCAGAAACAUUCUCGAUGGAUUUUGGUUGGCUUUCAUUACACUAACGACAUUAGGCUAUGGAGAUGUAUAUCCACGAUCCUUCGAAGCUCGAUUAGCUGCCAGUGUUUGUGCAUUGACUGGUAUUAUUGUAUUUAGCAUGCCAACGACGAUUGUCUUUACGAAAUAUUCAAGUCUAAUACAAAAUCGUUGGAAACAACAUCGUAGUAUUCGAUAUAUGACAGGAACAUAA